AUGCGUGCUAUGCUAUUUAUCUUAUGGCUUUCAGCCUUGAACAACAAUGGGGCCGGGGUUUACGCACAAUCCAUCAAGCCACUAGACCAGCCGAUCAAGGCAAUAUCUAGUGGUGAGUUUGGCUUACCCCAGGGACUCCAUGUUCACCUGCACAGCAAAAUCUCAGCCUUUGGGCGGGAUGGGGAAGCUAUUGUUCGGGGAACCUACCAGAGCCCCCCCUCGAAGCAGCCAGGUACCGCAAUCAAAAGCGAUACAAAUCGUCGCGGUAUUCUGUCGUGGUUCGUGUGGGCAGCCACCAAGGUUUUCAUCGCCCCCAUGAAUUGGGUAACUGGUCUGGGUGUCGCCAGUGAGGUGACAUGUCAUGUUCUAGGCUGGUGGCUUGAUGCUCCCAAUUGGCUACAAUAUGCCUGCGCUGCAAUUGGAAUCACCACGGGCGCGCUCUCUGUCUGGGACGGACGCGCCGACCUCGCCGUCGCAUGGAAUGACUGGAGAGAAGCGGUGUCAGACUCCCUUACAAGCGUGGAGCUAGUGCCAUUUUUUGACUAUUAUGGCCAAGUUGUCGCUAAUGGAGGUCGUCGUCGAGAUCUUCCCCGUGCGGCACGCGGCCAUGAAACUGGCUACUACGAUUGGUCAGUUCUCCAUCCUCACUUGGCAAACAGGACGGUCAGCAACAUGCUGUCUGGGAAUCGAAGCAUCAUGCAUGAUGUCAACCGCAACUAUACAAUCAUCACAAUGGCACAUGUGAUCAACGCCACCGAUGAGAACCCCAUACUGGUUCAGCGUUCCAUCAACGGGACUUUACUAGGUGCGCCCGUGUCUAUGUUUUAUGUAAAUGGCACUGGAAGUUCGGCCGGUCUCGGUGCUUUCAAUGCGUUCGACAAACCUGCAGCAUCGCGCAAGCGCACUAGUGAUGGAGACUGUGAUGGAUACAGUGACGAUCUGGACGUGUAUGCUGAUAAUGUGGCACUUUGUGCGGGAGGUGGCACGGAGACAGUGGAUGGUGGUGUUACCGGUGUUUACUACGGCUUGGAUUUCUAUGGAACCGAGGCUCAGUGGAAAGAGUACGAUGCCGACGCUGGAGGUCAAUACCCAGACAGCAAUGGUCUUUGGGAACUUUCUAAUGACCUUACGAUAAAAUCGGAAGACGAAUCGUGGUGGCGUGCUUGCCUUUGCGACGAGGAGAGCGGGGAUUAUUCGUGGACUGGGGCAUUGCAAUACACCUGGAAUGGAGGCUACAAUGGUUACAGUGACUGCUACUCUGCCACUUGCGGAGGGUACACUGCUUGA
Messenger RNA from Penicillium verhagenii, 1287 nucleotides. RefSeq lists its product as uncharacterized. Bases 1 to 1287 code for a protein of 428 amino acids. The record is from RefSeq and is a predicted model, not a curated record. The transcript has a single exon. Lineage: Eukaryota; Fungi; Ascomycota; Eurotiomycetes; Eurotiales; Aspergillaceae.